UGCAGCAGGUGUCUGGAGAUGGUCAGGCAUGGAGUUCGCCUGGUCUUGAAAGGAGGGAUGUCACAAACGCCGAUGGUACCAGUGCUUGUCCCUCUGGUACUGGAGAAGAAAGUGGAGCGGAAGGCAGUCAGAAUGUCGAGAAGAGGCAGGGUAAGAAGAAGCAUAGUAAAACAAGCAAGAAGAGGCCAAAGCUUAGCAUCAUAUCUGUGGAUGAGGAGCAAGUCAUUGAAUGCUCUUUGGAGACGCAUAGGGGAGACACUAUCGUCUUCAAGUUCAGCGAAGAUGAUCAGCUGGAUGGUAUCGUCUCCAAUCUGACGGUAGCCAAGUGGGUCCAUGAGCAGCAUGCAGGCCUCUUCAAGGAGCAGCUUCUGAAGGUGAUGGAGGAUGCCAAACGUUUGGGACCAGGCUCCCACCUCCAGCCGGGUCCAACGUUGUCUACCAACGGAGACGAUACCAUGCCCAGCCAGCACCUCCAGGAAGGGGUGGUUCCCCCGAGCCCCAGCAAGGCGGUGAACUCGUCGGAUGCCUCCCCUCCCAGCGGGGACGAGUCCCAGCAGCAAUUGAAUGCCCCCCAACAAAGCUUUGAGAUGGUGGUUAGUAAACAACUCAGUGCAGAGACACAGCCGAGUGAGCAGCAGCAGCUGAGACCUGUCGAUAACCAGCACCAACCCCUCAGUAGGAAGAGUAGUAGUCCUCUAACUGUCACUCAGCCUCAGCAGAAUGUUGAUGAGGACAGUGUUGACCAGACUCAUCCCAAACCCAACCAGUCUCCUCCAGCACCGGCACAAGCAGCUGUAGAGGCUGUGUCAAGCCAAGUGCCCGUGCAGCAAGGUCAGCAACUUCCGAUGGAGCUAAGAACACCGCAACCCAUCUAUCCAAACCAAACGGGUGUCCCUGAUCAAGGGAUGAUGCAGGGUAUGCCCAUGAUAGGUACCUACGGUAUGAUGCCUAUGUACACAUCGCAAGGGAAUGUUGUUUUCAUGCCUGUGGCAACACAGGCGGGUGCUCCUGGGAUGUACAUGCACCAGCAGGCUACGCAAGUGUUCAUGCAGCAACAAAUGCCCAUGCAGCAACCGCUCCAGCAACAGCUCCAGCAACAACCGCUCCAGCAACAACAGCUCCAGCAACAACCUCCAUUUCAGCAACAGCAACAGCCAAUGAUGCAGCAGCAACAGCCUGCAAUGCAGCAACUUCAACAGAUACCUCCUAUGAUGCAACAGCAAAUUCCUAUACAACAACAACAGCAACAGCAGCCUCCACCCUCUAGCCAGGACCAAGUUCUACCACAGGUGCAACAGCAAUCGACUCAACUGACUCAGCAAGGAGGACAGCAAGCUCAGAUACCAUCCCAGCAGUUGCAACAAGUCCAACCACCACAACCUGGUCAGCAAGUAGCAACAUCUCUGCAAGGUCAGACCCUCACACAACCUCAACAGUCACAAACUACAGCUGCUCCUUCAAAUGUUGCACCUAUCCAAAGUGUCCCAGGAGGGACCCAGCCGCAACAGUCUCAAGGUAAGCAUGCAAGGGUGACUAUUCAAGAUCUUGCUGAAAAACUUUCCAAUAUAUCCCAGUUACACAAAAAGCCUACCCAACCAGCUAAAGCUGCAACUUCACAAGGGCAACCACCGACAUCACUUCAGCAGCAAGUAUUGCAUGGACAAGGAUUAGCUGGGCAGACAAAUAUACCAUAUCACAAUCAAGUUAGUGUUAGUGUUGCCCAGCAGACCACGCAAAGCAAUAGCCAGAGCUCUGCAAACAUUGUCUUGACUCCUCAACCUGUUCCAAAUAUGUUAGCACCCGUCUUUCACCCAAUCCAAGAUGAAAGGAAAGCAUCGUUGAUGGAAACUCAGAGUCUACCCAUUCAUAGCUUCUUGCCGCGUCCAGCAAGUGAACCUGUUCCAGAUAUGCCAACACCUGUUGUAGAUUCUCAACAAGAAACUUAUAUUGUCACUGAGAAAGCAGAUGAAUAUCAAAUUCAAAAUGAACAACCAGUAAGACCUGUGUCCCCAAAGCCACCAUCUAGCCCAACAAAGAAGUCUCGUUUUCUUGUGUCAUCCGUAGAAGAGAAGAAAGAUGCGGCAGCUGUUACUGAGGAAAAACCAAAAGAAGAGACCAGUGAAGGAGAAACAGGGAACCAAAAGGAUACAGUUGAAGAUAAGUCUUCCAAAGAAACUAUUGUUGGGUCUGCCAAAGACCAAGCACCUGUACAAAAGGAGGAAAAGAAGAAAGGUAGAUUUACAGUAGCGCCAACUCCAAGUACUGUGAAAGAUGCCGUACAAAACGACCAGGUAAAAUCUGGGGAGACAGCAAUGCAGGCAAAGGAAGUGAAAGAUGUGGUCUCACAUUUGGUAACUCAAACUGAAAAGAAUAUUGACAAGGAAGGAGGGGGUGUGGCAAAUACCGUGAAACCGUCUGCAGCUGCUCCAGCAAAGCUUGGCCGUUUUCAAGUCAACAAGGUUUCAGACAAGGCUCCAGUCAUGGAAGAAAAACCAUCUUUCCAACAGUCUGUUCCUGAAACGGUUCCGGCUCAAUCCAGUAAGGAUGAUCCUACACCUGUCGAAAUGGAGAAUGAGAAACAAGAGGCAGAGCAGCUGCCACCACAGUCAGCCACUGCAUCACUUGUGAUGAAGGAGGCAGAUCGGGAGCCAUCCCCUCAGCGAGGAAAUGAUCCCGUUCUUGAUAUACCCAUUGGACCAGCCAUCAGACCUGAACGUAAGAGCAGCCUGAUUGGCAGUGAAAGGGAUACUCCAGACAGUAUUGCAUCUGAUGGAAGCUCGCUUCCUCCAUUGCCACCAGAAGGUCCUACUUUGCAGCCAUCAGGAAGUCUUCUUGGUCAAUCUUUUCAACCAGUCCAGGGUGUGUUUUCCAAGCCUGAAUCACAGAGUACACCCCCUUUAUCAGAUGUUGGAUCAGCCUCUCCAGGACUCCUUGCCGCGACUGAUCUUGGUCCUGUCCAGCCUCCUCAAGCUGAAGCAGUUAGGGAUCUCCAGGAACUGCUCAAGCGACAAGAGGAGGAGAGGAAUAAGAUACUUCAGAAACAACACAGUGAGAUGCAAGAAUUCAUAGCUCAGUACCCACAGACAACACCACCCCAGAGCCCAUUGCUUCUCUAUCAACCAAACAUGUACAGCAUGGUACCCUUCCCCAUGCAAGAAAACUUUGCUCCCCAAGGCAUGUGGCAUCCAAGUAGCAUUCCUAUUCCCUUCAACCACUUCCAGGGGGUUCCUUUCUCGCAUGGACCGGGCUCCGCAUUUGGGGGAUUCCGUCAGAGCAACACCAGCCCACCUACUGUACCAGGCAUGUCUUCCAUAGGAGUCCCUGUGCAGGGACCCGGAGGGAUCGUAACAUACAGACCUGUUGCUAGUGUGGAGAUGCCUGGCCAGGGAGCCAUGCCAGGUGCUGCUCCUGCCAUGACAGGUGCCCAGUAUCAAGUGCCUACCACCAUGCACCCCCAUUUCUCUGGCAGCAAUGAGAUGAUCCAGCAGCAGUCCUAUGCUGGCAAUCAAGGACUCAAAAGGAGUGUCAGUUACCAAUCGGUUGUUCCGCAAGCCAACGCUGCUGCGUUUCAACCGGCGUUUUUCUCCAAUCCCAACCAGGCAAUGGGAACGCCUAAUCCUGAGGCAUUCAUGCCAAGACCUGGAGCUGUGUGGAUGAAUCCUGCAUCUGGAGUUCAGAUCGUGGACAUGAAGGAUCAGCAGUCAAUGCAGAAUGGAAUCAACAGAUCUCCUGAACAGCUCCCUCGUGGGGUAGACAAUACAGGUGUAGCAUUUCCUACGCAGCAUGUUCAUUCACAUCCAUCCCAUGUAAGGACAGGCUCUGGUACAGAGAAAAUAGACUUGACCAAGAGAGUGAUACCAAUGAAUAGUGAGGCAAGUGAAGUAGUCACUUCGAAAGGUUACCAAGCUCGGACAGACCCGAGUCAGGUGGAAAGGAGACUAGAGGAAGCCAGGCCUGGUGGUCUAAACCAGUCAAAUAACCAAAGUGAAAAUGUGGAACUGCAUGGACAGAGUGAAAAUAGGGUUGCAGUUGAUCACCCGACAACAGACCCCAACAGGCCAGCUGAUUAUAAUACAAAUGUGAUUCCUACUGACCAAAAUGUAGCAGCACAGCUUCAGACAUCGGCAUCCCUGCAACAGCAGCAACAGCAAAAUGCAGGAAAGCGAAAAGGGACUUUUGCUGAUGACAAGUUCAAGAAUCUUGCGGACUUGAGUAAACCAACGACAAGACCUGCUUUGGACGAAAGGAAAGUUAGUCUGAAUGACUUGAAACGUGCCCAACAGCAGCAUGACUUGCAGGCCAGUGCGGCAAGGCAACCAUCUGGAACUACCAAAGCUGAUGUUCCCAAGACAUGAGGAUUCAACUUGUGCACUAGAAAUUGUGACAUACAGUUAAAAAAAUAGAUAUUUACACACAAAAAAGUACAAAACAUCAAUAAUCUAAUACUCCAAAGUUGAGGAAAAUAUCACUAGCAACAAAUUAGUAACCUAUUGCACAGUGCUUUCAUACAUAUAUAUAUAUAUAUAUGUAUGCUGCUUAGUUAGUAGAGUGGUCACAGCCAAGAUUACAUCUAUAUCACACCUAGGUGAACUGCUUCACUAUUAUUUUUAUGUAGCAGUAAUUAUCCUGGUCUUAUUCUAUUUAAAGAUUUCUGAAUUCAAGUAAUACAACAAAGCACAAAUUAGCUAUAAAAAAAAAUUUGAAUUAACGUAUGUGUAUUGGAAAAAGAGUGGAAGUGCUGUUCGCACUUGAAUGCUGUGGAAUAAUUUCUCUUUCACACCAGUUCUGAUCGUAAGUCUAUUUUUUGUUGCGACAUAUCACCAACUCAGAUGUCACAGUUUCUUUUGCAUUCCCUCCAAGUGUCGAGCUUCAUCAAAACCUUUGUUAUGAAUAAUGAACUAAUUGGCAUGAAAUGCUUAUGUGUGUGAGUAGCUAAUUUAUGAUUGAAAAAUGGUUUAGGAUUUGUAGAGAAGGAAGACUGUAGACCUGGGGAGUGUUUCAUCAACAUUUUGGUCCGACAAGUUGUCAGAUCUGACUACUUGCCUUGAUUCUGAUUGGCUGAGAGGCACUGUUACUAUGGUAGCUGUCGGAUAAAAUGGGACUUGUCGGAUAAAACGUCCGACAAGUCCUUUCAUGAAACGCUCCCCCGAGAAGUCUGUAGUGUAGUUAUUGAUUUCAUGUAAACUGCCUUAUAUUUCGUUCGGGAUAUGCUGCAUGGAAGCAGCCUCGUGGUCAAUGAAAGAAUGGCGACGGUAGGAAGACGGAGAAGAGGAGGAGGAGAGUGUGAGGCAGGCUUUGAGAAAUGGAAGGUGAAACAGCCUUUAACACACCCAGGUUGCAGCUUCCAUAUAUCACUUUACUAGGUGCUUUGGUGUUGUGUGUAAGUGUAUCUCACUCGUGUCAAUAUAUUUCUAAGAAAUGAAAGCGAAGCCUAAAUAUUUGUACCACCACCACCACCACCACCCCCAGGAUCUGUAAAUAUUCUUUAUGCAAGAGUAUCUCUGUUGUGCAUUAGAAGUCAUUGGCAGACGUUGGUAUGUGGCAAGCCCAGUGUGAAAUAUAUUCACCAUCUAGGAGUGUGGGUUCUAGGAUUCCCCAUGAGGAUAAGAAUAACUAGAAGUCAGAUACACAAUCUCAAGUCAGUCAGUCAGCCAGUCAUUUUUUUUUUACAACUAUAAGCCCCAUAAGUCACAAUAAAUAUCAUUCCAUAUUCUGUCAAAUUUUGUGAUAUUUUGUUUAGAGAAAUACCUUCUAGUGUAGUCAACACCAAUGUUUUCCAAAAGAAAAUGCCUUGUAUGCAUGCUAUCGACUGGUCGACCUGUGGGACAUUGGGUAAUUCUAAGAUUGGUGUUGAGCUCCUGGUGUUGGUGUUUGGGGGAUAUUAACAUCAGCACAGCAGCAAAGUAAAAAUAAGACUUGUUUUGGGGACAAGUCUCGCUUGGUAUUGAGCUAUCCAUAAUGUGAUUUAGACAAAUUUUUGUUAAUUCAGAUUUAAGUUGUUGGAGCGAUGGAAAGCAAUCUAAAUUGUGCUUCCUCCAACGCUGACACCAGCAGCAACGCUGAACUUGAAAUCUUCCAUUGUUCAGGAGUGUUGGAAAUUAAAGGAUAAUUUGUCCCAUUUCGUCUCAAUAAGACUGCAUUGCUGUGGGGGUUAUAAGAAUUGUAACUCGGCAUUUUGAUCAAAAUUCAAUCUUUGAGUCCUUUUGUAGCUAGGACCUAGAUCUUUUCAUCUGAAUAUUGCUUGUCAAAUAUCAAAGACGAAAUCAAUAAAACACUAUAAGCUGGUGGUGACCAUGAUAGGUAGCAACCAUCGGAGAGGUUCAUCUGAUAUGAGUGAUGACGGGAGAAAGCUUCCUUCAUGCCCUAUCGUGAAAUUUUACCUUAUUUUUGGUAAGCGUUUUGUGAGGCUGCAUGGUAGCCAUAUCUGUUUGCUUUUCUGGGCUUUAAUUAUCAAAUAAAGACUUGUUACCAACCUGAAGUUCUCAACUUCAAUACUGAAGGUAAAGGAGUUAAGAUCAUUUUGAAUUUGAAUUGAUUUGAAACAGCCGUAAGUCUAUUUGAGACGGGACCCAGAAUGAAAGUUUGAGAUACAAGGUCUUAUAAUCCCACUGACUUGGAAAAAAGGGAGACCAAUGUUGGUAGCUGCAAUUAGAUGAGACUGGUUCGAUAGGCUUACACCAGACAUUUCUCGUAGAAUAUAGUAGACUGUAUCUGCAGAUGACUGGCUUGCAGAAUCUCUGUAAGAUCCUUGAUAACAAACCAUCCAUUCCACCCCUCUUGCAAACUCUAGCAUGCACACAUACACACUGAUAUAGUCCGUUAUUAGCUCAAUGAAUUUGACAUGAUGAAUUUGUACAUUUUGUAUAUAAAGCAACAAUUGUAUGGCCAUAUAUAUAUAGUUUUGUUGUUGUUUAGUGGGACUUCAAUUUGUGUUAUCAAUGUUUAUCAUUACUGCGUAUAUGAAAAUGUGUAUAAAUGCUGCGUUAUGAGCAGUGCGUGAGAGAGCGUCGGCCACUGCUUAGCCUUGGCCAUGUGUGAGAAAAAACUAAUAUAUUCUAAAAUUUAGAAUAUCAUAAAGAACAUAUUGACAUUUACAAAAAAAAAUUCAGAUGUACGUCCAGUAAAUGUUAGGUAUUAGUUCUAAAAAGAAAAAUGCAUUUUAUUGAGUAUGCUUAGAUUGAUAACCAACUCGAAAACUUUUUAAUGCUUGAAAUUGUUGGCUUCCAUUUGUAAGGAUUAAAAUCACUGUAAUAUAUAUUUAAAACUUGCUUAGUUGUGGAAAAAGUGAAAUUGGUACAUGGAUUGAUUUUGAUUAUCUCUAAUAAUUUGAAUAAAUGGAAUUCAUCUCCCUGGUACUCUUUAUAUUUUUCAAGAUCCCCCAUUUCAGAUCACUUUUUAUGGCACUGUUUCAUCUUGGUUUUUGGUCAGAAACUUUCACCAGCACAUAAUCACAUGACUCACUUCCUAACCUUGUUUCAUAAUACUUAAUAUCAGUAAAAAAAAUAAAGUCAUAGAAAUCUAUGGCAAAUUGCUCUUUACAAAUCAGAUUCCAUGAGAUUGGGUGGUCCUUUUCAGGACCAACAUCUGCCCAAGAAAGAUACAUGGUGUACCGUGAAAUCUACUACACUAUUCUUCUUCGCCAUGGAAACCUUCAGAAGUUAUAUCAGAUUCCAUGAUUUCAGUAGCUUAUAACAGCCUGUUACCUGCAAUCGAUUACAAGUUUUAUGAAACAGGGGCCCUGUUGGCACAUCCAUUCACUAUUCUAUAAUCCAACACUUUGAAAUGUUGUGUCUAGUGGAGUGCAUAGUGAUGAUUUGAUGUUAAACUGAAAAAGAAGAAAAUUUCUUGUAGCAUUGUGUAAGGCAUUGGCUUUGCUUUUCAGAUAGCAGCUUUUAUUUUCAAUGAAGAUUCACAAUAUCAGAAUAGAAAAACAAAAAACAAGUCAGACGAUUAUUCUGCUCAUCUAAGUACCAACAAAUUUUGUUCAAGUUUCUGAAAUACCUGUUUCCCGCUUCUGGGUUCUGUGACAUUGAGAGAUUCAAUUCAUAUACAAUCGAUUGGAACGUUUUGUACAUGGUUUGUCAUAUACUGACAGUUACAGUUAUUGAUCGUAUCAUUUCUUAUGUUACAUGGUCCAGAUUUGGUGUAAACCUGUCAUAUACAUGCUUCUUCCAGCCUUCUGUCGAGGAUUUUAAAAGAAAAUUUUUUUUCUGGGAAGAUAACAUUUAAAAAAAAAAGAUAGAACGCUCUUGUUAGUAUAAAGACUGUCGUAAGAAUGUAUUCAGUAUUUUCUUUUACAUCAUUUACUUUUCUUUGUUUUUUGCAUGAACUAUGUUGUGAUACACCUUCCUCCCCUGACGCAGAUAUAUUAUGAAAUCAGACAGACAUAAUUGGAGAAAUGUUUUCAAUUUUAUUUGCUCAUUCCUGCUACCAUAGGCGGAGCUGAAUAUAAAAUACAAACUCAUCAGGUCGGUUUUAUCCUAUUUUCAUUUCAGUUUCUCGUCGAUAUAUUCUAUAUAGGAUUUGGAAUAUGUUUAUGAUUUGCAUGUCUUGUAAUAAUUUGCAUAAUGUUAAGAUUGAGAAAACGAAAGAGAAAUUAUUUUUUAAACAAGAUAUCCCUUUGUGACAUUCACCCGUGCCUCGUAAGUAAGCUUUUAUAUACAAAAGAUUCAUGAUUUUGUGUUGGCAUUGUGGCAACAGGCUAUAAUUUGACUAUUUGAUAUUAAUUUGACUAAUUAUGAUAUUAACAUAAAGUAAACUCCAAUGCUGUCAUAGGGGAGAAGUGAUCACAUUUCCUAUAUUUUUUUCUUUGUACCAUUUGCUUUCAUGUAAUAUUGCUGUCUGUUUAUCUAAUUUAGAAAUAUUUUGUUGCAUAUACCACCUUUUUUGUUGCUUAUUUAUGAUCUAAUUUGAUAUAGUCGUAUACCUUCAUUGUAUAUCUAUGUAUGGGCAUAUAUUAUUUCUUUUCUUUUCAAUGUACAAAGCACUCUUGAAUAUAAUAUACAAUGAUCACAACAAUUUUUGAUGAAUUUUCAAGUUAUAUUUUCUUUUGACAUUAUGAUAAAUGGUAAAAGUACACAGGUCUUUUGUUGCUGACUUUUGGCAUGACUGAGAAAGUAAACAUGAUUAUUUUGUGCAGUACUACACCCCAACUAGCUUAGGUUUUCCCGUUUGUCCCCACAGUGUUAUGAGUAAUGUUGUGGGAUGUAUAUAAUGCAUUUGUAUUUAUCUGUUCACAUGGAAAUAAUAAG
Molecule: messenger RNA, 9251 nt
Organism: Lytechinus pictus (painted urchin)
Lineage: Eukaryota; Metazoa; Echinodermata; Echinoidea; Temnopleuroida; Toxopneustidae
Product: daxx-like protein
Exons: 6
Coding region: 378-4355 (1325 amino acids)
Source: RefSeq, a predicted model, not a curated record